Molecule: messenger RNA, 4845 nt
Organism: Prinia subflava (tawny-flanked prinia)
Lineage: Eukaryota; Metazoa; Chordata; Aves; Passeriformes; Cisticolidae
Gene: AASDHPPT
Product: aminoadipate-semialdehyde dehydrogenase-phosphopantetheinyl transferase
Exons: 6
Coding region: 48-938 (296 amino acids)
Cellular component (GO): cytosol
Molecular function (GO): holo-[acyl-carrier-protein] synthase activity; magnesium ion binding
Source: RefSeq, a predicted model, not a curated record
CGGGGCGGGCCCGCGGGAGGGUGCCGGGAGCGCGGCGGGGCCGGGCCAUGGGCAGCGUGCGCUGGGCCUUCCCCUGCGGCGCCUGGCGACCGCGCCGCCGCGAGUGGCUGCUGGCCGCGCAGCUGGUGCAGCCCGAGGAGAAGGAGCGCAUCGGCCAGUUUGUCUUUGCCCGCGAUGCCAAAGCCGCCUUGGCUGGUCGCCUGCUGCUGAGGAAAUUAAUUUCAGAAGAGCUGUGCAUACCUUGGAAUGAAGUGCAUUUGCAAAGAACAUCAAAAGGAAAACCUUUCCUGGCUAAUAACUUACUCAGUAUCAAUUCAAAUUACAACUUCAAUGUCUCUCAUCAAGGAGAUUAUGCAGUCCUUGCAGCUGAGCCUGAGCUUCAAGUUGGCAUUGAUAUUAUGAAGACUGAUUUACCAGGUAGUAGCUCAAUUCCAAAUUUCUUUCACAUAAUGAAGCGACAGUUUACUGAAACGGAGUGGGAUGUAAUCAAGUCUAUGAGUAAUGAAUGGAUGCAGCUGGAUAUGUUUUAUCGGCACUGGGCCUUAAAAGAAAGCUUCUUAAAGGCCAUUGGAGUUGGAAUUGGCUUUAACUUGCAAAGAAUUGAAUUUGAUGUGUCUCCAUUGCAACUGGAAAUAGGGAAGGUGUAUAAGGAGACAAAAAUGCUUCUGGAUGGAGAAAAAGAAGAGGAGUGGACAUUUGAGGAAACUCGCUUGGAUGAUCAUCAUCAUGUUGCAGUGGCACUUGGGAAACAGGAGGGAUUUGUCCAGAAGGAUUCUGAUGUCCAUUCCAUGGAGCCUAACCGACCGCAAUUUACAGUAUUGACUUUUGAAGAUUUAGUUGCAUCUGGUAUUCCAGUCGCACCUGAGGAUUCUGCAUAUUGGGACAAUUUCUGUUCAAAGCAGGAGGGUCCAGUGAGACAGAGUUCACAUUCAAGAUAAGACUGCAUAUAAGAAAAGAAACUUGUCAAAGUUCUUAUGCAGUUAUCCUGGCACAUGUGUAAUGAAACUUAUGUUUCCCUAUUUAAGCUGACAGCCUGACUUUUAUGAGACAUCAUUGGAAUUGUAAGGAAGACAUAUUCCCUUACUGAAGGAAUUCUGAUUGACAAGGCUAAACUAACAUGCCUUUUUGCAUCUCCUUGCUUGUGGUUUUUACACUUCAGUAAUUAUCCAGGCUAGGAACAGAAGGCAGUUGUACAAUAAUGUUGUUUAUUAGUGAACAAGUGUUUAGUAUAUAAAAAUGUGUUUCCAUACUUAUUUAUGCUGAAGGUUAAAUUAUGAUACUGCUUUUUCUCUUAGAAAAAUUAUUCAUUUAUUCUCAGAUGGACAGAUAAUGUCAGUAGAAUUGGUACAAAUUCUUACGCUCUUAUUUUGUGGUGCAAGUGUUUGUACAACACUUAGUGUUUGUGUAAUGCCAGGCUGAAAAGGUCUGAGUCGUAGUAGUCUUGGAGCUACAUGUGUGCAAAAGUAGUUUGAGACAGGGAAUUAACUUACAAAUAUUUCACAGUAUUUUCACUUCUUUCUUUGUUAAUUAAAGCUUCCUGUACACAACUUAGUAUUUGCCUUUUAACAGUUCUUUUUUGUAUUUUUUCCCUCAGUGACAGAUGCAAGCCAAGCAGCAGUUCAAUUUUCCUAGGCUUGCAUUUGCAUUAGUCAUAGAAGGAACCCAAAGAAAAAAAGAAAGCUGUUUAUUUUUUUUCCAAAUAGUCUUGUAACAUCUAAUGACAGAACAUUUUACUGUCCUAACAUCAAAUGAAGGUUUCUGGAGAUCUGUAGAUCUUGAGUGCACAUCUAGAAUAUUUUGUCUUCUUUUUCAAAACAAAUCCUGUUUUGUGCCAUUAUCUCUCACUCUUCUUUCUAGAAAUCAUAAAUAGAGUGGUCCAUCUAAAUUUAAGAAAACAUACUGAACAGAAUGAUCUUUGCACAAAAAAUAAUUACCUUCUGUCCUACAGUUGAACAUAGAUCUGGAUUUGAACUGGAAUCCAUUGAACUGGAUUUGGGGUUGUGUACAAAUAGGCUGCACCCUGUAUUCUGGUGUACACCAUGAAAAGGAGAAUCUACUUGAAGUCUGACCAGUGAAUUUAUGUCUUAUUACAGAGAUGAAGAAAAGUUCGCAAGAGAAGAUGAUUUUUACAACUAUUAUACAAGCAUUUGGAGUUCUGUGGUAGAUAAUUCUGAAUUCAAACAUGCUGUUGAACUCUGCUGCUUCCAGUGCUGAUUAAUAUUUUUUGUUUCCAUUUCUAUGACUCUCUCAUUCUGCAUGCUAAUCAUAGUUUUUAGUGUUUUACUUUUUUUCCCUCCAAAACUAUGAAUCCAUGAAGCAAUGACUCUUCUCUCCAGACUCCACAGUGGCUAAAUUAGAUGUUUAACUUCAAAUCUGAAAUUUAAAAACAUACAGGAUGUUUUAUUGUUUUAUAUACUAAUUCUAUGUUAUGUAUUCCAGAUUGUUUGUCUUUUAGAAAAAUGAAAUUCAACUUGCAAUAAAUAAUUUGCAAUCCACAGAGGUCCAGUAUAUGCCAGGCAGUCACUGGACCCAUCACUUGCAGCUUUGCCAGACAGUUUGACGUUGCCAACUUUUUUGCUUGGACAAUGAAUCGAACUGCAAAUAUGGGAUGAGCUGAAUAGAAAAAUUUCAGAUCUAAAUUCCUGGGGAUAAGAGAAUUAAUUUCAUGUUAGGGAUGAGUUAUUUUUGCAUGGAAGCGGUGUCUCAAACCAGAAAUUUUCUUUCAAUGGAAAGAGUUUUAAAAGUAUUAAUGAAAUUAUUUAUAAUAUUAUGCUUGCAUGUAAGUAGAGGACAAGCCAAUUUUGUUAAAUUAGAAAAUUGUGCUUGGUUUUCUUGCAAGGAAUAUGAUAGUUUUCAAGGCUGUAUCUAAUUAGAAAGACCUAAAAGAAUUUGUUUUGGUUAGUUUUCCAUGAAAUAAAAUCUUAAUUUAGAGUGGUUCAUAAAGAAUUGUCUAGAAGACUGCAGUUUCUCACAUUGUGAUUUUUUUCAUGUCUUUUAAUUUACACUGAACUGUUUGAAAAAUAAUAUUCAUCUCCUUUUUAAUCUUAAUAGCAAUAAGGUUAGGUGAUGGUAAUGCCUUUUGAAGAGCCACUUGAGUCAGGUUGUUUCAUGUCAGUGCAAAUGGACACAAUUGUUAACUUGCAUUUACCUCAGUAGGAAAGAGCAGCUGCCUCGUUAUGGAAUUUUUGGCUAAAAGCAUGCUGCUAAAAGGCCAGCAGGACAUACUGACUCCUUAUGAAUGUGAAUGAUCCUUCUUUAAGUCAGAAGAAAGUUUUUCAGGAUAUCUGUGCUGUGGAGGCACAUACUGAAAUAAGUGUUGCUAGUGUGUACAAAUUGAUGUAAUUUCACAGUUCUAAGAUUAAUUUCUUUUUUAAUUCACCAUCACACCUUUUCCUGAUAAAACAAUAAUUGAGCCAUUUCUCCACACAAGGCCAUAACACUGACUUACUUGCAUUUCCACAGAAUACCCUGCUAAUGGCCACAGAGUCCCUCUGCCAUUUUAGAACAGCUCCAGCUUCCCUCACUAGGUCAAGUUGUUGGCCCAGUCCAGGGUAGGUGAGCUGACCUUUGCUGUCUCCCAUCAUUCUUCUGUCCCAGUUACAUCUAAAAGCCUUUAGAUGUAACUGGGACAUCGGGGCCUUUAGUUUCCUUUUCCAGAGCUCCCUUCCUUCAUCUGUUUGUUUUCUCGAUACUGUCUUGACAUAAUUGUACCAUAUGCCUGAGAGGGUAAGAAGCUGCAAAAACACAAGCUCUGCUCCACAUGAGCCUUUCCCAGCAGUGGCUGUAGCUGGGUGGAUUUUUUCGCUAUGAAACAGCAUUGACCCAUCCUCCUGUUUCUCAAAUUCUCAGAUUUAGGUCUUAGAUUAGAUCUGCUGUCCUAGGUGGCAUGUCAACAUGGUGUUUCUGAGAAGUAUUUAUUAACAAUCUCUAUCAAAAAAAUACAUUUUAAAAGUUUUGAUCUUCAGUGAAAAGACUGUUAAAAGUGAAUAGAUGUAUUUUAGUUUGGAUUUGUUCAAAACUUUUUGCAUCUUACAUCAAAAAUUGUCAGGUGGAUUAGGAACUUCAGGGAGUAAAACUGGUUUCAAGACAGUUAGCAGCUGUGUGACAAGAGAUAGGUGGCAUUUGAUGUGAAAUUCUGUAACUUUGAAAAGUGGAUCAUGUGAGUUCACUCAGCCUUUUACAGAAUCUGCAAACUUACGCAAGGUGUGGAUUGUUAGUAUCUUGUGGGAUCGAGUCCACUGAUGUUAAUCAAGUAUGCUCAUCUUAGACAAGAAACCAGAGAUGCAUCAACAGAAGUAGUGUAUAUAUGGUUGUUGUAUGUGUGCUCUGGGGAACAUCCAGGCAACAGCUCAACUUUAAAUAACCAUCUUUACCCAAGACACUGCAAUAAGGCGUUGAUAUGCGACAAAGUUGUAAAGAGAUUAUGCAAGUCAGCAUAGAGUGCCUGUUGUUGGAGAUUUACAGGAUUAUAGUGCUACGUUCUACAAAGAAGAUAAACGUGAUUCUUGGCAGAAUUGAUACAGCCAUGUCUAAAACAGCAAUUGAGACUGUCAGCCUUAACUGCUGCUUAAUUCUGCAGGAGGGCUUCAUUAUCCUCCAGAACAGUUAGUUUUGAUUACUUCACUCUUUGUAGAAAAUGUAAGCAUGAAAAUAAGUUCUGAAUUUUCAAGAGAAACAACAUUUGAAAAAUGGGUUGGUUGGGUUUUUUUUCAAAAAGUCAUUUUUUGUAAUUUUUUUUGCACUGCACAUGCAAUUUUUUUUGGCCAGACAUUGUAUAUGAAUCCUGUUUCUUCUAAAAUUGGGUAUAAUUUCCUUACUGCAAUAAAAUGUGGACUAUUUUCUGUU